AUGUUCGACCCUGUUGCCUCCAACAUCGACCUCCAGCGCUUGAUAGCAUCCACGGCGCCUUCGCCCGUGCCUGACUGUCACGAACCCACCCGCCCAGCGGCAGCAGCAGCACCGGCACCGGCAGCAGCAGCAGUCCAGCCCGCAGACAUUCCGCCGAGCGCUCUGCCCAGAAAUUCUUCUGCGUCGAGGGCUGGGACGGAAGUCAACGGGGGCCGGGAACGGGUCUUGGAGGGGGAAGGCUCGGAUGGAGAUGGGGAUAGUCUCGACCGAGGGAAUGAGAUCCUGCACAGUGCCAGCAGGAAGAGAAAAGUUAGGGAUGACGAGACGGCUGUUCCGGUUGCGGAGAGCAACGAUGGUAGAACCAGGGCUAGGACACAACAACAAUCCCAGUCUCCUCGACCUCGAGAAAAAAAUGAAGAUGAAGAUGAAGGUUCACAGCGAGCCCGCAAAAGGCAAAAAAGAACAGGCGACAGCACAAACAGGUGCACCCCCACGGAACACAACUCCUCCACCCUUUUUCCUAAUCUUCGUCCGGCGCCCGCAUCUGUGUCUGUGUCUGUGUCACCCGGACCUCAGCAGCAGCAGCAGCAGCAGCAGCCAAGAAGGCCCGCUUCUACUUCCGCUUCCGCUUCUGCUUCUGCAUAUGGUGCCGCUUCUGUUCCUGCGUCUGUUCCCGCUUCCGCUUCUGUUCCUACUUCUGCUCCUGGGGCUAGGGCCGGACCAAGCACGAGAGGGAAAGAAGGAAAGCGAGCAGGAGAAACUUCGAAUGCGCAGAAGAACAAGAAGAGAAAGAAGCGCUCUUGA
Messenger RNA from Sordaria macrospora k-hell, 804 nucleotides. RefSeq lists its product as uncharacterized. The record is from RefSeq and is a predicted model, not a curated record. NCBI's taxonomy places the organism in Eukaryota, Fungi, Ascomycota, Sordariomycetes, Sordariales, Sordariaceae.